AUGGAGUGGCUCUGCCAGAAGUUCGAGGAGGAGAGUCAGCUGCGGCUGCCCGGAUUUCUUCGCAGCGACUGCCUGGAAAAAAUCUCUGCGGCACUGCGGGAGGGUGACUCGAAGGGUGGCCUUGGCAAUGGAUGGCAGCUGCUGGGCCCGGUGCUGCACAGGCGUCUUUGUGCCUUUGGCAAGGUCGGGAAGGGGAAGAAACGGCUGGCAUCCCAGUGCCCUGCUGGCAAAGCUCUGGCGCAGGUGGCGAAGGUCUUGGCCUCUCCAGCAUUUCUUCGAUAUUUAGGGAGGUUGACAGCUGUAAAGGGCACCUCCGAUCUGGCUGUUUGCAUUCGUCGUUUCCGUCCUGGCCUGGACUACGAACGUCCCACCUGCACUGCCCAAGCCCAGCUGGACGUAGUGCUGGCCUUCGAAAGCCUCCCUGGCACGGUGCGUGCGCGGCGCCGGCGCCUCCGAUCCCUGGGUGGUGCGGAGGUCUAUGCAGAGCGCGAUGCGGGGGAGAGGACGGCGGAAGCUGCAGGACUGUUGGCUGGGGCCAAUGGAGUGCCGUGUGCCCCUGAGGUUUUGCUCAGGUUGCCCUUGGCCAACAACAUCUUGCGGCUGGUGCUGAGGGAUGCACAAACCUCCCAUGGCACUGAACCUUUGGCCAGUAGGUCUUCCACCAGCCGCUGGGAGAUUCGCUUGGCUUUGCCCACCGAGUUGGAAGAGGAAGAUGAGGUUGAGGAGGUUAGCCCAAAGAGGCGACGCACUGGCGGCAAAAAGAGCUGGCAGUCCAGUGCUGUGACUAGUCCAUGUCGGAUGGACAUGGGAUCGAUGUGGGAUGUCUGUGGAGUGAGGACGAACCCCUGCGACUUAAACAUUGAUGUAGAAAUCAGAUGA
Cladocopium goreaui is the source of this 879-nucleotide messenger RNA. The record is from the annotation of a GenBank genome assembly. NCBI's taxonomy places the organism in Eukaryota, Dinophyceae, Suessiales, Symbiodiniaceae.